Molecule: messenger RNA, 1047 nt
Organism: Penicillium expansum
Lineage: Eukaryota; Fungi; Ascomycota; Eurotiomycetes; Eurotiales; Aspergillaceae
Product: S66 peptidase family protein
Exons: 1
Coding region: 1-1047 (348 amino acids)
Source: RefSeq, a predicted model, not a curated record
AUGUACACAAUUAUCCCUAAAGCUUUGAAAAAGGGGGAUACAAUCGCCUUUAUCUCGCCCUCCGCACGCCUGAAUGAUAUCCUAGCCACUCCCCUCUCGCGAGGGAAAGCGUAUUUAGAGUCUCUAGGGUUCCGCGUGCAAAUCAUCUUCACUGGCCUAACAACAACUACGAUUGCAGAAUCUGUUCGCAUUCGAUGCGAGGAGCUCCAUUCCGCGUUCCGCGACAAUACGAUCGCAGCCGUUAUUUGCACCAUUGGCGGCUCUCAUGCCAAUGAAAUGCUGCCUUUUCUCGACUAUUCCCUCAUUCGAUCAAAUCCUAAGGUCUUUGUCGGCUACAGUGACGCCACAUUCCUUCAUUAUGCGAUUCAAUCUCAAACCGGCUUGCGCACAUUCUAUGGACCCAGUGUUCUAACAGAUCUUUCUGAUUUCCCUAAGCCUAUGCAAUUCACAAUCGACCACUUCCUUCAUGUCCUUACUGAGACGGGAAAUCCGGUGGGGACUCUUCCUCGAUCACCUAUCUGCUCGGUAGAGCAUACCGAGUUCCUUUUGAAUGAGGCCGAUAAAGCGCGCGAAGUUGUCGAAUCGCCGUCGUGGCGGUGGCUCCGGAAAGGUCGAGCCACUGGUCGUUUGUAUGGAGGCACUAUAAUUUGUGUUGUGCGACUUCAGGGAACCAACUAUGCUCCCUCCUGGGAAGGUAACAUACUUUUUCUUGAGUCUGCGAUGGGCGAUGAUAUGCAACUUCCGUACUCUGUGUCCCAGUUCCGAAAUAACCUUGUCGAUCUUGCUCUGUCUGGCAUGUUGCACAAAAUUAGUGGGCUGGUUAUUGGGCGAGGAUACAAAUAUGAUGACCGUAUGCAUGAUGAGCUUGCUAGUUUGAUUGAGGAGGUUUUUGAUGUGAUCGUCGGUCGUGAGGAGGAGCUGCCGAUUUUGAUGAACGUCGACUUUGGCCACACAAGUCCAUUCCUAACUUUACCCAUUGGCGCCCUCGUCGGACUAGACUCUGAAAUUGAUGAGUUUAAAGUCAUGGAGCCUGGAGUGCAGGCUUGA